AUGUCACCCGCCGCCCGCAAGCGCAGCAGCAGCAGUCGACGCCACGUCGGGCGCUCGACGCCCCCCAUGGCUCCACCCGCGCGGCACCCGCCACGACCCUCUGCACCCACAGCGCACGACUCGCCGCACGUCCUCACGCGACGCGACAGCUCGUCGUACAACACGUUCCGCGCCUCGCACGGUCGGCCACUCAACGGCCUCCUGCUCUUCCCCGAGCAGCCGCGUCAGAUCGCAGUGCUGGCGCUCGUUGCGGCCGCCAUAUCGUACGACGCGUUCACGAGCGACGCGCUGCUGGACGCGGCCCAGAGCGGCCGCAACGCGCUCCUGGCCGCUGCGCUCGUGUUCCUCGUCUACUGCUUCUUGCAGACCCGCGACGGACUGCUGACGCGGCCGCACCCGGGCGUGUGGCGCGUCGUGCACGGCGCGUCGGUCGUGUAUCUGCUGGCGCUGGCGGCGCUGGUCGUGCAGAACCGACAGCGGGCGAUGCAGGCGAUGCAAUUGGUGUUUCCAGAGGUGGGAAGUCGACCGACGACGUUGACGAGAGGAGUGACGCUGCAGUGCGACAUGAAUUGGGAGGCGGUGACGCGCGGCGUGUCGAGUAUCUGGUUCUUUGCGCAUGUGACGGGCUGGUGGGGCAAAAUGUGCAUGUUUCGAGACUGGCGGUUCUGUUGGGUGCUCAGCAUUGCGUUUGAGUUGCUCGAGCUGGCGCUGCAGUUUGUGAUUUCCGACUUUCAAGAGUGCUGGUGGGACUCGCUGCUGCUGGAUAUGCUGGGUGCGAAUUUGCUGGGCAUGUGUCUUGGCCGCGUGACGCUCUGGCUGCUGGAAUCGAAGGAAUACGACUGGUCGGGGCGGCGGGGCAAGAAGCUGGGCUACUUCCGCCUGGCGCUGAAUCAGUUCACGCCGUUCGAGUGGGAGCAGUAUCACUGGGAGGUGUUUUCAAGUUUCAAGCGCUUUGCAGAGAUUGUCUUUGCAAUGGUGAUGUGUCUGAUCACAGAGCUCAAUGCGUUCUUUAUGAUGACGACGUUGAGCAUACCGAAAGAGAGCAACUUCAACUCGUACCGCCUCUUUCUCGUGUUCAUGAUUGGAAUUCCUGCAGCUGCUGAGUACUACGAGUUCAUCACGAACCCCAAGUGCUGGCGUUUGGGGCAAAACUCGUGGAUGGUUCUAUCCAUUGCUAUCUUCGAGGUUCUCGUGUGGAUCAAGUUUUCAGCUGAUGGCGUAUUGUUUACACAGCCGCCGCCAGACUUGGUGGUGUAUCCAAUCGUGGCCUUCGCGACCAUGUUUUCGAUGUGGAUGCUGCUGUUCUUCCGAAACAAAGUAGACCAGCCAGCACCACGACGUUCAUGCAGACUUGUCACUGGUUGGGGAUACCUCGACGUGCUGUUUUGGGCCUCUUUCACUCCACUGAUUUUUCUGGCGUCGCAAUGGGCCUUUUGA
Molecule: messenger RNA, 1437 nt
Organism: Hyaloperonospora brassicae
Lineage: Eukaryota; Oomycota; Peronosporomycetes; Peronosporales; Peronosporaceae
Source: the annotation of a GenBank genome assembly